AUGUCUCUCCUCGUCCUGACCGCAGCAGACGUGGCGAAGAUCGUGGACGCGAUCGAUGUUGAACAUCUCGAGUCUUUGAUGUCGAAAGUCUUUACCACAAUAUCUGACACCUCCACGCCAGUCAAUCUUUCUCCGCCGAGAACGAUCAUUCCUACCGAACGGCACAACGUCCUGUUCAUGCCGUCAAGAAUGCAGCAAGUUGGUACUGCAAUUAAGGUCGUUUCUGUACCUACUGCAGCCAAUUCUUCUGGGUUACCGGCAACAACGCUCGUAAUGGACGAGAUGACUGGAGCCGUAAGAGCUAUUGUCAACGCACGAAGCUUGACAGCGCUUCGGAACGCUGCUGGUUCAGUGCUCUCUACUCGCCUCGUCGGACUCAAAGAUCCGGCAACAAUCGUCGCGUUUGGAGCAGGGAAGCAGAUAGAGACCCAUCUCGACCUUCAUAUUCGCGCAUACCCAUCUAUCCGGCAGUGCACCAUUGUUAACCGAUCCAACAACGCUCGAUUAUCCUCCCUUCAGCAGUACUUCACUUCAAGAUACCCCCAUGUCAGGAUCAGAUGUAUAGCGAGGGAAGACACAGCAGACGAAGAAAUCGAGUCCCUCGUUGGUGAUGCGUCGGUGAUCAUCUGCGCUACAUCGUCGACGCGCCCUUUGUUCCCUUCUCAGUGGGUCCGCGACGGAACACAUAUUAUCUUGAUCGGCAGCUACACACCCCGGAUGCACGAAGUUGAUACAUCACUUGUCCUCCGAGCAUGCGAUACAAGUCGUGGUGGAGUUCUGCUGGUCGAUUCCAAGGAAGCAUGUGCCAAAGAAGCUGGCGAGCUCAUCGACGCGGGGAUCGGUCCUGAUGCGAUUAUCGAGAUGGGCGAGAUGAUUGGAAAAUGCGAGGCGUACCCGAGAGGACCCACUACUUUCGGAGGUGUUACGAUGUUCAAAUCGGUCGGAGUAGGGUUACAGGACGUUGCUAUCGCUUACGCGACUGUGGACAAAGCGCUCGCUAUGGAUCCGCCUGUGGGCACGAUCAUUGGCCAAUACGAUUUGGCAUAG
Messenger RNA from Pleurotus ostreatus (oyster mushroom), 1047 nucleotides. RefSeq lists its product as uncharacterized. The transcript has 2 exons. The coding region runs from base 1 to 1047 and encodes 348 amino acids. NCBI's taxonomy places the organism in Eukaryota, Fungi, Basidiomycota, Agaricomycetes, Agaricales, Pleurotaceae. Gene Ontology annotation, cellular component: cytoplasm. The record is from RefSeq and is a predicted model, not a curated record.